This is a messenger RNA of Penicillium canariense, 1344 nucleotides long. RefSeq names its product SNG1 family protein. The transcript has 3 exons. The record is from RefSeq and is a predicted model, not a curated record. NCBI's taxonomy places the organism in Eukaryota, Fungi, Ascomycota, Eurotiomycetes, Eurotiales, Aspergillaceae. The coding region runs from base 1 to 1344 and encodes 447 amino acids. Gene Ontology annotation, cellular component: membrane.
AUGUCGGUAGAUAAGGCAGAUGAGCCCAUGCUGCCAGCCGUCUCCUUUUUCGACCCUGCGUUGAAGGAGGUCCGGCGGCGAGUGUUCUAUCAAUGGAGCCGGACUGUUUUCAUCCUCUGCGUCUUCGUGUUCACCGUGCUAUCCCUCUUCUGGGGCUCCCAAUACAGCACUGAAAGCAAGUACUCCGAGCUCAAAGUCUGGGUGGUCGACUUCGACGGCCAAACCGACGCCUACCGCACCAGCGACCCCAUCGUCGGGCCCGCCGUCACAAAUGCAACACAAUCCAUUCUCGCCUCGCCAGGUCUGCACCUGGGCUACAUCAUCAAGAAUGCCAGCAGCUUCAACAACGACCCCUGGGCCGUCCGUCAAGGCGUCUACGAUGAGCACGCCCACGCCGCAGUCAUCAUCAACCCCAACGCCACGACCCUCUUGCAGGCCGCAAUUUCGCGCCACAACACCAGCUACGACCCGGCCGGCGCCAUACAGACGGUGAUCAUCACGGCCCGCGACGAAGACACCUACUACCACUACGUCCAGCCAGACCUCGCCAUUUUUGAGAACACGGUACUCGCCUCCUUCGGCCCACAGUGGGCCCGCCAGCUCGUCACAUCCGGGGUAAACCUAACCGCCACGCCCCCCCAAGCGAUCAACCCAGCCAUCGGCUUCACGCUCGUCGACCUCCGACCCUUCACGCCAGAUGUUGCCGCACCCGCGGUCACCAUUGGCCUCAUCUACCUCAUCAUCAUCGCCUUCUUCAACUUCCCCUUCCUAAUGCCCAUCCACGCGCAACUCAUAAAACCAACCCCAUCCCACCCGCCCCUCAAAUAUACGCAGUGGCUGGCCUGGCGCAUCGUCUCCAACAUAGCCGCUUACUUCUUCCUCUCGCUCUUCUACAGCCUCGUCUCGCUGGCCUUCGGCAUCCCAUUCUCCAAUCAGCCUGCACCCGAGACGCUCUCCGCGAAUAACCCUAACGCCUACGGCAAGGGCUCGUUCGUGGUGUUUUGGAUGCUGAACUGGGUCGGUAUGACGGCGCUGGGCCUUCCGUGCGAGAAUAUGGCUAUGGUGCUGGGUUUCCCAUGGAGUUCAUUUUUCCUCAUCUUCUGGGUUAUUACGAAUGUUGCGACGGGGUUUUAUGCCGUGGAGCUUGCCAGUGUGUUUUAUCGGUGGGGGUUUGUGUGGCCGUUGCAUCGGAUUGUCGAGGCGAUACGGACUAUCCUGUUUGGUACACACUCGCGCAUCGGGCUCGAUUUUGGGGUCCUGUUGAUUUGGGUCGUCGUGUCGAUUGCCUUUUUCCCCGUUGCGACCUUUAUCAUGCGGUGGAAGAUGAGGCGCGGAUUGGCGUGA